Messenger RNA from Helianthus annuus (common sunflower), 1086 nucleotides. RefSeq lists its product as uncharacterized. The coding region runs from base 1 to 1086 and encodes 361 amino acids. The transcript has a single exon. Gene Ontology annotation, molecular function: catalytic activity. NCBI's taxonomy places the organism in Eukaryota, Viridiplantae, Streptophyta, Magnoliopsida, Asterales, Asteraceae. The record is from RefSeq and is a predicted model, not a curated record.
AUGGGUAGUAUAGGGGUUUGGAACGUAAGGGGAUUGAACCUUCCCCUGAAAAAAAGAGAGGUUCGGCAACUUGUUUCUGAAAAUCGUCUCCAGGUUUGUGCGGUAUUGGAGUCUCAUGUUAAUGUUACUAAUCUUGCUAGAGUUUGUAAAGGUGUGUUUCGCUCGUGGGAUUGGACGUCAAAUGGCAGCUGCUGUUCAAGAGGUACUCGUAUCAUUGUUGGAUGGAACAAGGAUAUGGUGGAUCUUAUGGUUAUCUCUCAGUCAGAUCAGGUUUUACAUGUGCAAGUUCAUCUAAAAUCUGAAGACAAAAUCCUCUUUUAUUCGUUUGUUUAUGCUGAGAACAAAUACAAAGAUAGAAGGGCCCUUUGGGAUAACUUAUGUAAACACAAGUGUUUCGUUCAUGAUAGGCCAUGGGUGGUAUUGGGGGAUUUUAACACUGCUCUCUCAUUGGAUGAUUGUCUGGUUGGGCCUUCAACUAUUCCAAUUGGGAUGAGAGAAUUUUACGAUUGUGUGCAACAUAAUCAGCUGAUCGAUGUCAAAGGCCACGGUUUACGUUUCACUUGGAAUCAAAAACCGAAAAAUGGGGUAGGUGUUUUAAAGAAGAUUGAUAGAGUUAUGGUUAAUAUUCAUUUUUUGGAUUCGUAUCCAGAUGCUUAUGUUCUUUUUCAUCCUUACCGGGUUUCGGACCACACGCCAUGCAUCCUUAAUUUAUUACCUUUUAAGCAUACUCGGCCUAAACCUUUCAAGUUUGCUAACUUCUUAAUGAAAGAGGGUUUUAUUCAGUGUGUUUCCAAGGAGUGGGCUAAGGAGGUGCCAGGUGUUACUAUGUUCUCGGUUGUUAAGAAGCUAUCAUCUCUGAAGUCUCCGUUGAGGCGUCUUUUAUUCAUGCAGGGUAACCUUCAUGAUCGAGUCAAGUAUGUGAGAUUGAAGCUGGAUGACAUUCAAAAGGCUAUUGACGCUAACCCUUUGGAUAUCACUCUUAGAGAAACCGAAUCCAGGUGUAUCCAAGAGUUUAACUCUGUCUCUUACGAUGAAGAAUGCUUUUUUAAAGCAGAAAUCAAAGGCCGAAUGGUUGGCAGCGGGUGA